Molecule: messenger RNA, 1206 nt
Organism: Mucor velutinosus
Lineage: Eukaryota; Fungi; Mucoromycota; Mucoromycetes; Mucorales; Mucoraceae
Exons: 2
Coding region: 1-1206 (401 amino acids)
Source: RefSeq, a predicted model, not a curated record
AUGUCUGACAGUUGCGAGGCAUUACCACCACUGGAUGCUAAAAAUACUGAGAUCCACAAGAUCUUCAGGGAAGAAAACUUGACAAACUCAAGCAUCCGAAGACUUGUUCAAUGGCACAACCAAACGUAUCCUUUUGCAACGCCUAUAGUCUCAACAUUCAAGGCCAGCUCUGCUAGGAAAAGGGUCACUUCUUUUGCACCUUAUACAGUCGAUGUGUGCAUCAGGUAUUGCUAUGCCUUUCAACCACCAGAGGAUGGGGACGAAUGUCCAGUGUGCUUUGAAAAGAGAUUCAAUAUUGAUGGUAGCCCCAGAAGAACCAUCAAGAUGCUACCAAUUGGUCCACAACUUGCCACGUUGUUCGAAAAUCCAAACUUCAUCAGAGUGCUUGAUGACGAGGAUUCAUCCAUCAGAGCAAGGUUCAAGGGCGAUACAAUGCAAAAUUUAGUGAACAACAGACAUCUAUUCGACAAUAGAUACGACAUUGACCUGUCCCUGUACGUAGAUGGAUUCCAAUCACACAAAAAAGGCGGUGCAAUGUUGAACUUGGUCAUGAUACAAAUCUUGAGCCUUCCUUCUGCCUAUAGAUACAAAAUGGAGUUCCUGAUUGAUUUCGCCAUUAUCCCAAACACCAAGAGAUUAGACAGUUACCUCCAAUACCUUGUCAACGAAUUGGAAAAAUUGGCUCGUGAUGGACUACAGGUGCAGAGAAACAACUCAACAAGUAUCUCGCUCAAAGUUCACCUCAUGGGAUCCUUUGGUGAUAUCCCCAGCGUCAGCGAACUCAAUUUCCUCGCAUCCCAUACGUUGCUUCAAGGCUGCCGUUUUUGUGCGAUCAUUGGCAUCAGCAAAAAUGGUGUUAUUUCUUUUCAACUAGCAGCUAAUGAUGAAGAUCGACCACUACGAUUGCUAACAAUUGAAGAAUACAAAUCCAGUGCACUAGAACUUGGUAUCGAAAGGCCUUCUUUGUUUCGAAACCUGCCAUCAUUCAUUGAUCCAACAUUUGUGGGCUUGGAUGAAUUUCAUUUGUUUGGACAAAACAUGACACCAAGAAUCAAGAAAAUGUUUACGGACAAGGAAUCAAUUCUUCGCUUGAAACCGCGACAAAUAGAGAAGAUCAGCAUUUGCUUGAACCAACUUGCAAGCAUAUCACCUUUGAUCUUCGAAGGCAAUUUCAUGGAUGUCUUCAGCAAGGGAGGGACGGAUUGA